Rhinichthys klamathensis goyatoka is the source of this 1644-nucleotide messenger RNA. RefSeq names its product pseudouridylate synthase 3 (gene pus3). Gene Ontology annotation, biological process: mRNA pseudouridine synthesis; tRNA pseudouridine synthesis. Lineage: Eukaryota; Metazoa; Chordata; Actinopteri; Cypriniformes; Leuciscidae. Gene Ontology annotation, cellular component: nucleus; cytoplasm. Gene Ontology annotation, molecular function: RNA binding; pseudouridine synthase activity. The coding region runs from base 110 to 1525 and encodes 471 amino acids. The record is from RefSeq and is a predicted model, not a curated record. The transcript is spliced from 7 exons.
ACGGAAGUCAAUGCAGUGCACCGUCCUGUGUGUAAAAGUUACUGUUCAGAAUUUGUUAUUUCGCUAUUUUCGUGAAACUUCAUGAAGGAUAUCUGUGUUUAUUGUAAAGAUGUCAGAAGAGGUCUUGCUGGCUCGUGUGAAGGCUUUGGAAGAGGAGGUGGGGAGACUGAAAGCUCAGCUGAAAGUAGAGAGAGAUGGAGCUGGGACAGAGGAGAGAACUGAAGCAUCAGACAGCUUCAAACAUCAGAAAGGUGAAGAGAACAGAUCCAAACAGAAGAAACGAGGAGCAGAAAGGCCCUUUGACUUCUCUGCCCACCCUCGCAGACAUGUGGCACUGAGGCUGGCAUAUCUCGGCUGGCAAUAUCAGGGCUUCGCUGUCCAAGAAAACACAGACAACACCGUUGAAGCCCGGCUUUUUGAGGCCCUGCUGAAGACUAAACUGAUCCAGGACAGACAGACCUCCAACUAUCAUCGCUGCGGCCGCACAGAUAAAGGAGUCAGUGCUUUCUCUCAGGUUAUAUCCAUUGAUCUGCGCUCCACGCAGUACAGAGGAGGUUUAGGUGUGACUGUCCCGGCUGACGUGGAGGUCAAAGGCAAGGCUUCUGCAGAAGAAUUACCCUAUGUGAAGAUCCUAAAUCGAGUCCUGCCACAGGACAUCAGGAUACUGCAAUGGGCCCCUGUAGAAAGCGGCUUCAGUGCUCGCUUCGACUGCCAGUCCAGAACAUACAGAUACUACUUUCCUCGUGGAGACUUGGAUGUGGAACGCAUGGCAGAGGCUGCUAAACGAUAUGAGGGAACACAUGACUUCAGGAACCUGUGUAAGAUGGAUGUUGGUAAUGGAGUCUUGCAGUUCCAAAGGACCAUCUUGUCUGCCACGGUCCAGCCAGCCCAACUCAACCCCACCUGUCCUGACGACCCCCACCAACUCUACGUCUUCCAGGUCAAAGGUCUUGCUUUCCUCUAUCACCAGGUUCGCUGCAUGAUGGCUUUGCUGCUGCUGAUUGGACAGAAACUCGAAGCUCCAGAAAUCAUUGAUCAGCUGAUGGAUGUGGAGAAAAACCCAAGGAAACCUCAAUACAGUAUGGCGGUGGAUUACCCUUUGGUUCUCUAUGACUGCCACUUCGAGGGUGUAAAUUGGAGGAAUGAAACGGAGGAGGAGAACCACGUCCUGAACUCACUGCACCAACACUGGGUUCAGAAUGCAGUCAAGACGCAGGUUCUGCUCGGCAUGAUCCAAGGCCUUCAGAACACAACCACAGAGAUGACUUCUCUGCAGUGUUGGCUCAUGGAGGGGUCCAGGCAGAAGAAGUACCAGCCUCUUCUGGAGCGGCCGCGCUGCCAGAGUUUGGAGUCCAGGAUCCAGCACUUUGUAAAGAGGGGAAGACUGGAGCAAGAAGAAGGAGAGAACGGGGAGGAGACAACCGUUUUCAGGGGGAAAAAAUCAAAACAUUCCCAUCUGACGAACACAAACCAACUCCAGGAGCAGAACCACAGAGCAAAAACUGAGGAGAACUUACAGUUAUGAACCUUUGUUUUCUGCUUUGGCUUUUAGUGUGUACAGAAUGAUUUGAAGGCAAAACAGAAACAUGUUUCUUAUUUUUUUUCUUUCCCCCUAAUAUUCUACCUGCCCAAAAAUAAGGCUUU